CAGACCAACACCUCCUCUCCACAAGGCGCACUCCACACCCGGCGCAACCCCGCCCUGCCCGGCAUGUCGACGCCGCGCGCCACGGGCGCGCAGCCCGCCGUGCUGCGCCUGCACGACCGCUGCCAGAUCGCCAAGCUCGGCCUCGGCGAGGUGCUCUUCGUGGGCCAGACGGCCUUCGCCGCCGGCGUUUGGGUCGGCGUGCAGCUCGACGAGCCCAAUGGCAAGAACAACGGCGUCGUGCAGGGCAAGCGCUACUUUGACGCCGCCGAUGGCCACGGCGUCUUCGUGCGCGCCAGCCAGGUGCACGUCAUCGGCCACGUAGAGAGCGACGACGAGGCGCUCGAGGAGCUGUACAGCGAGCACGAGGAGUCGCAGAUGGACGAGCAGGAGCUCAUGCCGCCGCCGCCCGCGCCUGUGCGCACGCCUGUCAGCCCAGUGAAGCGACCGGCACCUGUGUCCCGCAUGUCCUCGGCCACAUCGACGACGAGCCGCCCGCGCUCGUCGCUCGCGCCGCCUCGGGUCACAUCGCCUCUCAAGCCGGGCGCCGCCCGCGCCGGCUCCACGAUAAGCGGCGCGGUCAGUCCGCUGAAGCGCGCGGCCUCUUCCGCUGCCUCGUCCUCGUCGGGAGUGUACCACUCUGGCCAGAGCCGCACCUCGACGCCCUCGGCUGCGACGGCCCGUGCGCUGAGACCUGGCACCCAGCCUGCCGCGGCUCCACGAGCUGCAGCCGGCACCGACAGGACUGCCGCGGCCUCGGCGAGAAGCGUCGAUGCGACAACUGCGCGUGCCGCGCUGCGUCCUGUGCCGCGCACUCGCCCGUCGAUGGCGCCUGGCGGUGCCUCAGAGAUUGCCUCUCCGGCUCGGCCGGCGCUGUCGCGUGCCCACACCGGUGUGCCUGCUGCCAGCACGCCCGUGGCCCGUACACAGAGCCGCGCGGGAUCAGCACUGGCCAUCGCACCGAGGACGCCGGCUGCACGGCUUGCGGCAGCGACUGCGUCGAGGCAGACGCAGAAGACGCUCUCGGCGCGGCGGCAGAGCCGCGACGAAGACUCCGAGAGUCUGAUGGACGCCAGCUUGGACGACGCUUCACCCGGCGCUGUCCUCUCGGACCAUGACGACGAGCUGUCGCCGUCGGCUCGUCGCGCAGCUCUCAGCGCGAGCACCAGCGGGAUCGGCAAGCGUGACCACAUGUCUCUUGCCAGCACGGGCAAGCGACCCGCAGGCGCCGUAGAGGUGGGCGCGCUUCAGCGCGAGGUCGACGAACUCAAGGCGACGGCGCGUGUGCUAGAGAAGCAGCGCGACGAAGACCGGGAUCGACUGCGCCAGAUGGAAGCUGUGCGUCAGGAGAAUGAGGAGCUUGCGUCGCUGAAGGCCAAGAUGCUCACGAAACAACAAGAGCUUCAGAUCCAGGUCAGGGACCUCUACCAGGCAGAGAAGGACUGGGAGUCGGAGCGCGAGUCUCUGGAGCGCCAGCUGCAAGAGUUCACCGACCAGGUCGAGAUGUCCAUUCUCGACAAGGAGAUGGCGGAGGAGCGCGCAGAAGCGCUCAAGGAAGAGCUCGACGCUGAGCGCGAGCGUGUGGAGGAGCUCACGAUGGACGUCGAAGUGCUGACCGCCGAGAAAGCGCUGCUCGAGGCCGAGGGCGUGCCAGAGGAGCGUUCCGCCCCUGCUGCAGCUGGCGACACCUCCGAGAGCGGCGAGAAGGUCGGACGUGCGCCGGGCUACGUUCAGCUGGAGAAGCAGAACGAGCGCCUCAAGGAGGCCCUCUGGCGACUGCGCGACCUCACGAGCGAGACGGAGGGCGAGCAGAAGCGCCGCAUCUCCGAGCUCGAGAAGGAGCUCUUCCUGCUCGAGGACCUGCAGCAGCGCUUCGAGACCGUCUCGUCGCGUCUCGAGGGCGCCAACGAAGUCAUCGAAGACCUCAAGGAGCAGCUCGACGAUGCGCUGAGCACCGAGGAGAUGCUCGUGCAGCUGACCGAUCGCAACCUGACGCUGUCGGAAAAGCUCGAGAAGAUGAAGGCCUCGCUGCAGGACGCUGAGGCGCACGAGGAGGUCGCCAACGAGCUGGAAGAGGCACACAUCGAGACUGAGCGCCAGCUGCAGGAGGAGGUCGACCUUAAGGACUUUCAGCUGCGCGAGCUGCACGCGCGCAACGAGCUGCUCGAGGCCAACAUCGCCGACAACGAGCGCAUGCGCCUGCAGUUCCGCGAGCUCAUCGUCAGCCUACAGAGCGAGAUCGACGCCGUGCGGGCGCAGCAGCGCGCUGCGCAGGAGGAGGGUGGCACGCCCGGCGAGGAGGGCCCGGGCGGCCUGGCGAACCAGAGCCAGGCCAUGCUUAACCUCAGCAUGAAGCUGCAGUCGUCUGCGCUCAAGUCGCAGGCCAAGACGAUCGAGCUCGAGCUGGGCCGCCUCGAGGCCUCGCAGGCCAUUGCGCACCUCGACAUGACGCGUGCCUACCUGCCGGCGGCGUACUUCGAGGCCGAUGCCGACGCCGUCAAUGCCCUGCUCUUCUUCCAGCGCAUGGCACACAAGUCGGAGUUGAUCCGCACGAUUGUGGAGGGCAACUACGACAUCGCCGGCGCGCUCGCCAGCGUUGUGCCGGAGCACCUCAUUGGCAUCUGCCAGAUGCGCAACAGCCUGGCGCACUUCACGGCCGUGUCGCGCCAGAUCGUCGGCGUGCUCAAGCUCGCGCCGGUGCAGACGUUCCUCAAGGCCGGCCGCAGCUACCGCGAGUACGAGCGCAUCGAGCGCCGCAUCGACCAAUUCAUCUACUCGCUGCGCCACGAGGACCUCAAGGAGGCCGAGUGCGGCAGCGAGUUCGCGGCCUUCGUCAAGGAGGUGGAGCACUUCUCGCUCAACCUCAGCGGCGAGACCGAGGCGGACCUGGCCGCGCGCGAGGUCGGAGCGGCCCAGCUGAUCGACCUCGACCUCGACACUCUGAUCGCCGCGCUGGGCUUCACCAAGCAGACGCUCGCCGCGCUGUACAAUGAGGAGGAGACCGAGUGGGAGCUCGGUGGCAAGACACUCGACGACGACGUCUUUGCGCCACUGCAAGAGCUGAUCAACAACGCGCGUUCUACCAAGGUGCCGACGCGCAAGCUGCUGCGCCGUCUGACGAGCCUGUACGACAACGAGGAGGCCGUGCGGAUCGAGGUGAUCAUGGGCUUGCCGCCGCUCGGCGGCAUCGGCUCGGCUCUCGUCGUCUUCGCCAAGGCACUGGCGCGCUCCGUCGCUGCCUACACCUCGGAGGUCCGCACAACCAAGGCGCCCUUCGUGAUGAGCACAUUCAUCGGCUUCGUCGCCGACGCUCUCCGCGACGGCGACAUGGAGCCGGGCAGCGACGACCAGAUCUGGGACAAGGCACUGUCUUCUUCUGCGCACUUGUCAUCCGCCAUCCCGCCGAUCCUUGCCGCAUCUCUGGAGCAGGAGAACGUCAAGAAGGUCCUUGGCUCGCAGCCGUGGCUGCUGCGCGUCGAGGACAUCAAGGCCGAGGCUGCGCACAACGUCGACGCCGAGCGCCAGAUCGCGAAGCUCAAGGAGGAGCUCCGCGAGGCCCUGCUGCAGAUCAACGCGCGAGAGCAGAAGCUGCAGGAGGGCGCCAUCAAGCUCGAGCGGCUGCAGAAGCAGGUUGACCGCACGAAGGAGCAGGCAGACGACCUCUCGCGCCUCACGCAGGAGCUCUCCGAGACACAGCGGCGGCUCAAGGAGUACCAGGCAGUGCACGAGUCCCUGCAGGCCGACCUGGAGGCGUCGGAGCGCAAGAACGCCACUCUGACACAGGCCAGCGCCAAGUCGGCCGCGAGCACGGCCGGCGAGGCCCAAAGCGGCGAGCGCGCCGGCGGCGACGAGGACGCUGCAGCCGCCGCAGGACUGCAGCGAGGCUACUCCUCUGCCGCAUCGUUCGAGAGUGGCUACCUCGCAGAGCAGCUCGAGGCCACGCGCAACGUCCUGUCGGUGGUCCGCGCUGAGAACUGCUAUCUCAAGAGCGCCGGCAUGCUGCAGCAGCUCGAGGCACUGCCCGUGCUGCCGAGCGCACCGCUCAAGCCAUCAAACGCCGAGGACGACGCCGAGGCCGGCACGCCACGACCGCGCCGGGCCGCAGAGUCCAGCGCACCAGUGUCGGCGGUGCGCGAGAGCAAGACGCUGUACGCCGAAUUGCUGCGCCUAGCCGCCUCGCCGCGCGUCAUCACGCUCCCUCGCGUUGCCCCAGCACCCGCCGAUGGAUCGGCAGCAGCUCCAGUGCGCACCUGGCGUCGCCUUGCCGCACAGCCGCGCUCGCAGCUCGCGGCGCAGCAGCGCGAGCGUCUCGAGUUGCAGGCGCGCAUCGAGCGUCUCGCCGACUCGGUGCGCAGCGCCCGGCGUGCCCCACGCGGCUCGGACGCGGCCGCCGGCGAGGGCCGCCAAAGCGCCGAUCUCCUUGCGCGACUCCCGACCGUUCCCCUGUUGGCCCAGUGACCUUUCUGCGGCCCGAGCGAACAUAUACCCUAUGCCCGCCUCUGUAUUUGUACCCGCACCUUCCGCUGAGAACACGCGUUGUGCCAUCAU
Messenger RNA from Tilletiopsis washingtonensis, 4545 nucleotides. RefSeq lists its product as hypothetical. The transcript has 3 exons. The coding region runs from base 64 to 4455 and encodes 1463 amino acids. NCBI's taxonomy places the organism in Eukaryota, Fungi, Basidiomycota, Exobasidiomycetes, Entylomatales. The record is from RefSeq and is a predicted model, not a curated record.